AGUAAAGUUAACACAGAAACGCCCCUUCACUCUCACCCUGCCUCUAUAUACAUACACACACGAGCACGCCCUUCUGACUUGUAGUCAUUAUAGCCCGGCCAAUACACAUUAGCUUUCGGUCUUCUUCGCUUAGCGAAGCAAUUAUUCUGGCUUCUCUUCUCUCGUGAGCAAAGCCUGCUAAUUCGGUCUCUCACUUCUUUUUUGUCCUGGAGAUUAAUUUGAUGGCGUCUUCGUCGACGACGAACACGUCGGAUGGCGGCGGCGUAAAGCCGUCGUCGUGCCCGAGGGGCCACUGGCGUCCUGGGGAGGACGAGAAGCUGCGGCAGCUCGUGGAGAAGUACGGCCCCCAGAACUGGAACUCCAUUGCCGAGAAGCUCGAGGGAAGAUCAGGCAAGAGCUGCCGUCUUCGGUGGUUCAACCAGCUGGACCCGCGGAUCAACAAGCGGCCGUUCACGGAGGAGGAAGAGGAGCGGCUUCUGGCGGCCCACCGCGUCCACGGCAACAAGUGGGCCCUGAUCGCCAGGCACUUCCCGGGCCGCACCGACAACGCCGUCAAGAACCACUGGCACGUCGUCCGCGCCCGCCGCUCCCGCGAGCGCUGCCGCCUCCUCGCCAAGGCCUCAGCUUCAGCUUCCUCCUCCACAUUAAUAUUCCCUCCUUACUACAACAGCUACUCCUCAAGCCAGAUCGACUUCUCCAGCUUCAAGCCCACGGCCACCGCUUCUGGCUUCUUCUUCGGCUCGUCGUCUCAGUACUCGCUGCCGGUGGGCCCUGCAGCUGCGGCUACUCCGCUGUUGUUCAGCGCUUCUUCGGCUGCUGCUGGAGUAGGCAAGAGCUUGUUGGUUUCUCCCAGGUACAGAAGCUACGAUCAGCGAGAGCCUGCAGCGAUGUCCAUUGCGUUCGCGUCUCCUGCGGCUUCGAGAGAAGCGCUGGCGAUGGAUGGUAGUGAUCACAGUCGACCUCGCUUCAGGAAGGAGUACUACGGCCGUGUUGAGGGCAGUGGCGGCGAGCCGGUGAAGGCGAGCGGCGUCGGCGACAAGCCGCCGGCAUUCAUCGACUUCCUUGGGGUCGGCGUCUCGUCCUGAACUGCAAUAACAGGGAUGAGGAAUGGAUGGAUGGGUAGUAGAGCAUUUGCAUCGUCGUUAAACUUUAAUUGGCGAUAUAUUAACCGCAGGCAGGCUAGAUGGGGCGCGUGUGCAUGCGUUGUUAAUCAAGUAUUGGCAGCGAGGGGUAGUAAUUUAAUUACAACUUUCUCGAUCGUUUAGAACUCUGUUUGUUGUCGAUCGAUCGAAUAAAGUCUGUGACAGGUGCUUAAUUAGUUUAUUUCUUAUGUAAAUUUCAGUUUGUCAUGUGCUAAUAAUCGUGAAGAGGUUUAAUUAUAUUGACCCUGCCAAUUCAGUUCAGAGUUUGUGUUA
Brachypodium distachyon (stiff brome) is the source of this 1415-nucleotide messenger RNA. Its product is annotated as transcription factor CSA. The record is from RefSeq and is a predicted model, not a curated record. Gene Ontology annotation, biological process: regulation of DNA-templated transcription. The transcript has 2 exons. NCBI's taxonomy places the organism in Eukaryota, Viridiplantae, Streptophyta, Magnoliopsida, Poales, Poaceae. Gene Ontology annotation, molecular function: RNA polymerase II cis-regulatory region sequence-specific DNA binding; DNA-binding transcription factor activity, RNA polymerase II-specific. Gene Ontology annotation, cellular component: nucleus. Bases 222 to 1085 code for a protein of 287 amino acids.